ACCUGGCAUCCAGACACGAUGCCCACACCAACCGAAUAUUCGCCAAGUGCUACGCUAAACUCUUCGAGCGUCACCGACCAGUCGCCCGGCUUCUCCUCAGCGUACACCACUUCGCCACUAUCAACAAACUGCAGCCCGCGAGAGCAAUUGCUCCCGCCGACCCUUGGUCCGACAACAAAACCAACACCUACCGACGCUUCUCCACCCAAGAAGAAGCGUCAACAAAGACGACGGACCAAGGCAAACCCCGGCAACCGCGCCUGUGAUAAAAAGAAGAGAGAUCGAAAGAACAACAAGAACGUUCAGUGCAUGUUCUGUCCCAAAAUGGUCUCAGAUAACCGAGACAGGACAAGACACCACAGGGCGAAGCAUCGUGAGGAGGCUGCCAAGAUAGGGGUUGAUAUGAGAAGAAUCUCCGGUACAGGGAAUCGAACCCUGGGCUCCGCGGUGCUAUUCCCUCAGGUUAUGAGAGCGCGAAAUGUUAGCCACUACACCAUACCGGAUAGUGUGCUUGUUGCUGAAAGAGGUUCCCAGACUUGGUACUAUGAUCGCAGGGGAUGGCACGAAGGCCAGUAUGCCUGCGGUCAGUGCAAGGCCGUCUUUGCGUCCGCUCCUCCCCUCGAAAGACACGGUCGUGACAGUGGGCAUGCAAUCGAGUGGUAUUGCGACGAUGAGGAGUGUGAAAUGGCUGGGACGCCUUUCGAGACCUACAGGAUUUACCUUGAGCACUUUCGUCUGUCGCCAGCUCAUCAGGACGAUGCUGAAUCUGAAGAAAUCAUCGAUGCCCUAGGAAACACGGAUGUUGUCGUGCCGAGCCAAGACCAACAGGACGACAACUCUCCUUCUCAGCUCGUCACCUCCGACAUCUUUGCUUGCCGCGAGCCCUGCUGUCAGCGAUAUGGCUUCAACUUCCGAUGCAUAUCCGAAUACAAUCGACACGCCAAUGUUUCCUACCACAUGUCAGCCGCUAAGCUCAACCAGGCCCUUGUCGACAGUAUGCAACCUGGCCCAGCCCUGGCUGCCGAGCAAGAAGCCAUACGAAACCUCAGAUGCAACGCCCCUGGCUGCCUCUCGUACGAAGGCACGUUCUCAGGCUUCCAAGGCUUCUUUAGCCACAUAACUGGGGCGGAGCACCGCCAGGCUUGGACAGUGGUCUCUGGAACCUGUUUCCUCGACGAGCAUGAAAGCCCAACUCUCCCUGGGAUAGUCUUUGAUGCAGGAGGAGCAAGUGGGGAAUGCGCGAACAAGAAUUGCCCAAAGUACGGGACGUUUUUCAACUCUUUCUGGAAGCUGAAGCAACAUGCUCACUCCUUCGCACAUGCCACGACCGAAGAGGACAUGGACUCUACAGAUGAGUCUUCUCAAGAAGUAUGGGUGAGCUCCGAUUUGGAGGGCAUCGAGGUCACCAAGAACAAGGCAUUUUGGAGAUGCGCUCAGAGAGGCUGCAGAAUGUUUGGCAAUGUUUACAACCACAGAAGUAACGCCAGAUUACACACCACCUCGUUCUCGCAUACUAGCGCCGAAGCGUUUCUAGGAGAAGUGUGGGUGAGCUCCGAGUUUGAGGGCAUGGAAGUCAAGGGGAUGGAAUUCAAGGGCAUGACACUAUGGAAGUGCGUUAAGAGAGGCUGUAGAAGAUACGGCAGCACCAUGGCUCCAUCCGGCAAGGCCAGGAAGCACGCCAACUCGGUCUCGCAUACUACGGCCGAUCCAGACGUGCCAAUCUCCGAGUUUGAGGGUAUGGAAGUCAAGGGCAUGGCAUUUUGGAAGUGUGUCAAAAGAGGCUGCAGAAAAUACGGCCAGACCAUGACUCCAUCCAACGACACCAGGAAGCACGCCAACUCGGUCUCGCAUACUACAGCCGACCCAGACGUGCCGAUGUCACCCGAAACCCCUACGACUCCAUUCGCAACACCCAAGAGAGCACCAGAGGCCGCCUUUAUGACUCCGAUGAACCUCGAUACCCCAGUUCCUGACACUCCAUUGAGCCCUUCCGCUGGUCGAGGAUCAAGCGCAGCCAUGACGUUGGUGACUCCAACAAAGACUCCUACCUCGCUUCGAAUGCCACCCUCCCGGGCCACGAUCAAGCUCCGCAGAAGCUCCAACACAUCAUCCCAAGUCAAAAGACGUCAAGACGAUCUUGAGCGCCGCAACCAGGAACUUGAAGAUCGGGUCAAGCGACUGGAG
Molecule: messenger RNA, 2184 nt
Organism: Fusarium vanettenii 77-13-4
Lineage: Eukaryota; Fungi; Ascomycota; Sordariomycetes; Hypocreales; Nectriaceae
Exons: 5
Source: RefSeq, a predicted model, not a curated record